AUGGCGACUUUGAAUGACCCGGAUGUAGCCAAGGAUGACGAGGUUCCGGAAUCAUUGCCUCCUAGCGAGAUUUCUUCCUUGCCAAAACCUAAGAAAAGAUUCAGUCUAAAGCCGGAAGAUGGCGCAAAACCAUCAAGGAACCUGAACGAAGAGGAGUUGGCAGAAAUCCGACGAUCGUUUACGAUCAUAGACGAGAAUGGUGAUGGUAAGAUAACUCUGGAGGAACUACAGAACGCCGCAUACUGUCUGGGGAUGAACCCGACGGAGGAAGAGGCGCGGGAAAUGCUUGAAGAAGCUGACCUGGACGGUGAUGGCUGUAUUGAUUUCGAAGAAUACAAGAAUUUAAUGAUGUUCAACUAUAUUUCCAUUGACAUGGAAAAAGAGAGUAUGAUCACGGCCUUUCAGGCGCUUGACAAGAACGGAGAUGGCUUUAUCUCAAUAGACGAACUCAAGAAGGCGCUUAUGUUCAAGGACCCGUCUACACUAUAUCCGGGCAAGGACGAUGACGCAUGGGUCUCCCUACUCUUAGAAGCCGACGAAAACGGUGACGGAAUGAUAGACUACGUUGAAUUUGUGUCAUCGAAACUGUGUUCGAAGGUAUUUUAA
This is a messenger RNA of Ylistrum balloti, 606 nucleotides long. RefSeq names its product calmodulin-like. The transcript is spliced from 4 exons. Lineage: Eukaryota; Metazoa; Mollusca; Bivalvia; Pectinida; Pectinidae. Gene Ontology annotation, molecular function: calcium ion binding. Bases 1 to 606 code for a protein of 201 amino acids. The record is from RefSeq and is a predicted model, not a curated record.